Messenger RNA from Hyaloscypha bicolor E, 758 nucleotides. RefSeq lists its product as uncharacterized. The transcript has a single exon. The record is from RefSeq and is a predicted model, not a curated record. NCBI's taxonomy places the organism in Eukaryota, Fungi, Ascomycota, Leotiomycetes, Helotiales, Hyaloscyphaceae. Bases 126 to 515 code for a protein of 129 amino acids.
GCCAUUGUCAGCGGGAGCUCUUUCUAGGAGACAUGAAGGUGGUUGAGAACCAGUGUCCUCAUUGCCAAAUAGAUGGAAGCUUUCUCUGGCCAAGCCAGUAGAUAUCUGGAAUAAUUCUGUUUGGCAUGUCUGUCUCGUCUCCAGAUACACAGCAUGAAAACAGAUAUCCAGUGACCUGGGGUAUAGGAUAUGGCGCAAUUAUGUUGUUGAAAUCCUUUUUAACCGGAAUUCGUUCUCUUUUAUGUCUAAGUGCAGUGUUUGCUCGUUUUACACCGUUGCGGAUGGCUGCAUAUGAUUUUACCCUUUGUUUUCUCUCGGGUUCGCGACUGUGGCACCACUGGUGUAAGAUCCAAGGCACCCAUUUCACAUUGCGCUGUCAAUAUCCGCAGAAACCCCCCUUCUUUAGAAAUACAUAUCGCUACACAUUUUAUCUUAUAAAAAGCUUCAUAUUCGAAAGUGGGAAGGAGGCUCUUUCGCGUGCUCUGGUGCAGACCCCACCUGAUCGACACCUGUAGCUGCGCAGUCAAUCGGAACUGAUGCCUUGACCCUACCCAAAUUCCUGAUUUGCGCAUAGUUCCCCAUCCCCAGGAUGCAGAUUCACCAAAUGGCUCUUCGAUCCUCUACAGCUUGGUGGGGUGCAAUGACCUCGCUAAAAUACAUUUUUGGGGGUACGUCCACUUCUUACUGUUUUCACGGGAAUCUCUUCGUGGUCCCUUGAAACGCUUCACGACUUCGAAACUUGAGAUUAUAUGCAAAGA